AUGGGGGAAUCGACAUGUGGAUCAAGAUGGUUAUGGAGUCGAGUACAGGGAUUGAAGGCUACGAUGAUGAUGAUAAUAGCGCAAGUGAUAUCAGCUGGGAUCAAUAUCUUGUACAUAUUUGUUGGAAAUGAUGGAAUGAAUUUGAGCAUUUUGAUGACCUAUCGCUUCUUAUGUGCUUCUAUUGUGGUGGCUCCUCUUGCUCUCUUAGUGGAAAGAAACAAAAGACCGAAGCUAACAUGGACGAUACUCCUCCAAGCUGCUCUUUGUGCUUUAUUUGGGGGUCCUAUGGCACUAAUCAUGUAUGCGGAAAGCGUAAUCCUAACCUCGCCAACAUUAGCUGCUGCUUUUUCCAAUCUUAUCCCUCCUUUCACCUUCAUCUUAGCCGUUCUCUUCAGGUUGGAAAGUGUAAACUUAGGUCAAAUGGGAGGGAAAGCGAAGGUGAUUGGAACACUAAUGGGAGUUGGAGGAGCUAUGCUUCUCACCUUCUAUAAAGGUCCAUCGAUAAACAUCUGGUCAACGCAUUUCCACCUUUUGCCUAAACGAGUUCAACCCAGAGUUGGAGACGUGGCAUCAACCCACCAAAACUCCUUCAAUGAUCACAUCAUUGGUUCUGUACUGUCAUUAGCUGCUAUCCUUUCUAUGUCACUUUCUUUAAUUAUACAGGCAAAGAUGAGUGAGAGGUAUCCAUGCGAUUACUCAAGCACGGCUCUAAUAAGCAUGAUUGGAUUCAUACAAUCUUUUAUUUUUGCUAUAUGUAAUGAGAGAAGAUGGAGCCAAUGGAAGCUCGGUUGGAACAUUCGAUUGCUUACAGUUCUUUAUCUGGGAGUUUUAGCAUCAGGACUUACAUUUACAUUCAUAAUGUCAUGUGUACGAGUGCAAGGCCCAUUGUUUGUUUCGUCUUUCAACCCAUUGGUGGUUGUACUUGUAGCAAUAGCGGGAUCUCUAGUAUUGGGCGAACAAUUGCACGUAGGAAGUGUGUUAGGAUCAACGAUAAUUAUAGCUGGAUUGUACAUGGUGCUAUGGGGUAAAAGCAAAGACAUUAAAAGACCGCCUAAGUUUUUGUCUUCAACAAACUCAGAACUACUUGAGAUUAGGAAAGAGGAUACAUCAACCAUCAUCACCACCUCCACCAAUAUUCUUGGGACUUCAUACACAGCUCCCACUAUUAGUUCAAAAGAAGAUGAAGAUCACGAGUUACAAGUAAAGUCUGAAAUGGGAAAACAUAAGGAUCAAGAAAUUGAUGAAGCCAAGAACUGA
Cynara cardunculus var. scolymus (artichoke) is the source of this 1257-nucleotide messenger RNA. RefSeq names its product WAT1-related protein At1g68170-like. Lineage: Eukaryota; Viridiplantae; Streptophyta; Magnoliopsida; Asterales; Asteraceae. Gene Ontology annotation, cellular component: plasma membrane. Gene Ontology annotation, molecular function: transmembrane transporter activity. Bases 1 to 1257 code for a protein of 418 amino acids. The transcript is spliced from 7 exons. The record is from RefSeq and is a predicted model, not a curated record.